Messenger RNA from Oryza sativa Japonica Group (Japanese rice), 3070 nucleotides. Its product is annotated as monosaccharide-sensing protein 2. Gene Ontology annotation, cellular component: membrane. NCBI's taxonomy places the organism in Eukaryota, Viridiplantae, Streptophyta, Magnoliopsida, Poales, Poaceae. Gene Ontology annotation, molecular function: transmembrane transporter activity. Gene Ontology annotation, biological process: transmembrane transport. The record is from RefSeq and is a predicted model, not a curated record.
CGUCGUCGAGGCCGCGGCAGCAGCAGCAGCUUGCCUGAGCUGAGCUGACAGAUCAGUCGUGGGUGGCUCUUGGCGCGACGCCGCGCCCCGCGCACCGUGCGCCGUGCGCGUGCGCUGUCGUCACCGCCCACGAGAGGAGAUCCGAUCGCCCGCGCCGCGCGUGUUCCUGCUCUUCCUCCUCCGCCUGGGCCGGACAAGGCGGGAUCUUGCGGCGCCUUCCUCCAGGGGAUCUCGCUCGCCGCGGCCGCGCCUCGCUCGUCUCGUCGCCCAAGAGGUGGAAGAAGAGGUGGCCCUUGCCCUUUCUCUCUUCUUCUUCUUCUUCUCUGCUGCUGCUGCUGCUGCUGCUGCAUACUUCCAGCAUCCAGGGAGUGGCUGCCUCCUGGCUUUCCAUUUGAGCCGCCUUCGAUUCUGAUCUGGGACCGAGGAGCACCCCGCUUCCUUCCUUCCUCGGUUCUUGGCCGUUUCUUUGGUCUUCUUUGGGAGGGAUCGGAGAGGGGUGAAGAUGUCGGGUGCUGCUCUCGUCGCAAUCGCGGCCUCCAUCGGCAACCUGCUGCAGGGAUGGGACAAUGCCACCAUUGCAGGUGCUGUACUAUACAUAAAGAAGGAAUUCAAGCUAGAAAGUGAGCCCACUGUGGAGGGGCUAAUCGUGGCCAUGUCACUGAUUGGUGCAACCAUCAUCACAACAUUCUCAGGGCCGGUAUCAGACUGGAUCGGCCGGCGCCCUAUGCUCAUUCUCUCUUCAAUUCUCUACUUCCUCAGCAGCCUCAUCAUGCUAUGGUCCCCGAAUGUCUAUGUGUUACUGCUCGCACGCCUUAUAGAUGGAUUCGGCAUCGGCUUGGCUGUCACACUUGUACCUUUGUACAUCUCAGAGACAGCUCCUUCAGAGAUCAGGGGUUUGCUGAAUACACUGCCACAGUUCAGUGGGUCAGGAGGGAUGUUCUUGUCCUACUGCAUGGUGUUUGGGAUGUCACUGUUGCCGUCACCUGACUGGAGAAUUAUGCUUGGUGUUCUCGCAAUCCCUUCGUUGUUUUUCUUCGGAUUGACAAUAUUCUAUCUGCCAGAAUCACCAAGAUGGCUUGUCAGCAAAGGGCGGAUGGCUGAGGCAAAGAAGGUAUUACAAAAAUUACGUGGGAGAGAGGAUGUCUCAGGAGAAAUGGCUCUUCUUGUUGAAGGUUUGGAGGUUGGAGCUGACACUUCCAUUGAAGAGUACAUCAUCGGACCGGCUAUAGAGCCAGCUGAUGAGCAUGUUGUUGAUGGCGAUAAGGACCAAAUAACACUGUACGGGCCUGAAGAGGGCCAAUCAUGGAUUGCUCGACCUUCCAAGGGACCCAGCAUUCUUGGAAGUGUGCUUUCUCUUACAUCUCGUCAUGGCAGCAUGGUGAACCAGAGCGUGCCACUUAUGGAUCCUAUAGUCACGCUUUUCGGCAGUGUCCAUGAGAACAUGCCUCAUGCUGGAGGAAGCAUGCGGAGUACAUUGUUUCCCAACUUUGGUAGUAUGUUUAGUGUGACAGAUCAGCACCCCAAGGUUGAUCAAUGGGAUGAGGAGAACCUUCAUAGGGAUGAUGAGGAAUACGCGUCUGAUGGUGCUGGAGGUGACUAUGAAGACAAUGUCCACAGCCCGUUGCUGUCCCGACAGACCACGAGCGCAGAAGGGAAGGACAUUGCACACCAUGCUCAUCGUGGAAGUGCUCUGAGUAUGAGAAGAAGAAGCCUCUUGGAAGAGGGUGGCGAGGCGGUGAGCAGCACUGGCAUUGGUGGGGGAUGGCAGCUUGCAUGGAAAUGGUCAGAGCGAGAAGGCGAGGAUGGUAAGAAGGAAGGAGGAUUUAAAAGGAUCUACUUGCACCAAGAGGAAGUGCCAGGAUCAAGAAGGGGCUCAGUUAUUUCACUUCCUGGUGGAGGGGACGCUCCUGAAGGCAGCGAAUUCAUACAUGCUGCCGCUUUGGUAAGCCAACCAGCACUUUACUCCAAGGAUAUCAUUGAACAGCGUAUGUCCGGUCCAGCCAUGAUUCAUCCAUCAGAGGCAGCUGCCAAAGGUUCAAGCUGGAAAGAUUUGUUUGAACCUGGAGUGAGGCGUGCGUUGUUAGUCGGUGUUGGAAUUCAAAUCCUUCAACAGUUUGCUGGAAUAAAUGGGGUUCUCUAUUACACUCCACAAAUACUUGAGCAAGCGGGGGUGGCAGUUCUCCUUUCCAAUCUUGGCCUCAGUUCAGCAUCAGCUUCCAUCUUGAUCAGUUCUCUGACCACCCUACUGAUGCUUCCUAGCAUUGGUUUAGCCAUGAGACUUAUGGACAUCUCUGGAAGAAGGUUUCUGCUUCUGGGCACAAUUCCAGUCUUGAUAGCAUCUCUAGUUGUCUUGGUUGUGUCCAAUGUUAUCGACCUGGGUACAGUGGCCCACGCCGCACUCUCCACAAUCAGCGUCAUCAUCUACUUCUGCUGCUUCGUCAUGGGAUUCGGUCCGAUCCCCAACAUUCUGUGUGCGGAGAUCUUCCCCACUAGGGUCCGCGGCAUCUGCAUUGCCAUCUGCGCCCUGACAUUCUGGAUUGGUGAUAUCAUAGUCACCUACAGCCUCCCUGUGAUGCUGAAUGCCAUCGGCCUAGCAGGUGUCUUUGGUAUAUACGCAGUUGUUUGCUCGAUUGCCUUCGUGUUCGUCUUCCUCAAGGUCCCCGAGACGAAGGGCAUGCCGCUCGAAGUCAUCACCGAGUUCUUCGCUGUUGGUGCAAAGCAAAUGCAGGCUACAAAGGCCUAAUUCUUCAGCAACUCUGCUUUCAAUCUUUAUAUAACACUGUAAAUUGGAAUCUGCAAGAUCACACCAUGAGGCUGGAGGAGCUUUUUGAGUUGUAAAUGAGAGAAGAGGAUUGCUAUUCAUGCUCCUUAUGCAAGGGAAAAGAGUUCAUUACUGGCACAGGGCAGCUGUAAAGUAGGAAAUUUUCAUGUUAUUCAUGUCCACUUCUUGUUUAUUUAGUACUGUGUUAGGUAAUGUUGUUAUUCAUCAGUAGUUGCUGCUAGGGAUGUUCAAAAAUAAGCUUGCUAAUCUGAUUUUGAGCUACUAUGUUGGGGUUCAUAAUAAAGUAAA